AUGAAACGAACAUUUGAUGAGAGUGGUGUUGGCUCCAACUCUAACGUGGAAGAUGAUGAUCAAUUGAAUCAUCAUCAGAACAACAUUGAACCAAAUAACAAGAAGGUAAAGCAAAUGGCGAUGGAUAUUGAUUUUUCCAAAUACAAGGAAGGAGAUAUCAUUACCGAAAGCGAUGGAAGAUACGAGUUUAGAAUGUUGCAAGGAAAGUUGUGUCGAGUUCCUUUGGAUAGACCUGUGAGAGUUUAUGCCGAUGGAAUUUAUGACUUGUUCCAUUUUGGACACAUGAGAUCACUCCAACAAGCAAAGAAUCUCUUCCCUAAUACUCAGCUAAUUGUUGGUGUUUGUUCUGAUGCAGACACAUGGAGAAUUAAAGGAAAGACUGUCCUUACAGAAGACGAAAGAUAUGAAGGAGUAUCUCAUUGCAGAUAUGUUGAUGAGGUGGUUCCAGCAGCCCCUUGGGUUGUCACUCCCGAAUUUGUUGUGGAACACAACAUUGAUUUUGUCUCACAUGGUGAAGACCUGAGCGUUGAUGAAAACGGCAACGACGUGUAUGAGGGCUUGAAAAAGAUGCACAGAUUCCUCACAAUCAAGAGAACUGAAGGUAUCUCCACAAGUGACAUUAUCAUGAGAAUUAUCAAAGAAAGAGACUCCUAUAUUGAACGUAACUUGAAGAGAGGGUACACACCUGAUCAACUGGGAAUUGGCUUGGUUGGAAAAACGGUUCAUGGUGUGAAGCAAUUGAUUGGAGGAAUUGUGAACGUAUUUAGCCCUCGCAAGGCAAAAGCAGAGUCCAAAAUUACUGAAGAACAAAACAAGGAGGAAACAGAGGCCACCGAGCCAGCAGAAGGUGGAAUUUUUGAUGACGAAGAAGCAAAUAGCACCGAGCAAGCUGGUGGUGAUCAAACAGAAGAGAAAGAACAAAUCGAAAGUUCUGAACACUAA
This is a messenger RNA of Naegleria fowleri, 942 nucleotides long. RefSeq lists its product as uncharacterized. The record is from RefSeq and is a predicted model, not a curated record. The coding region runs from base 1 to 942 and encodes 313 amino acids. The transcript has a single exon. Gene Ontology annotation, molecular function: choline-phosphate cytidylyltransferase activity; phosphatidylcholine binding. Lineage: Eukaryota; Heterolobosea; Eutetramitea; Acrasida; Naegleriidae. Gene Ontology annotation, biological process: CDP-choline pathway.